Messenger RNA from Striga asiatica, 2215 nucleotides. Lineage: Eukaryota; Viridiplantae; Streptophyta; Magnoliopsida; Lamiales; Orobanchaceae. The record is from the annotation of a GenBank genome assembly.
AUGAGAAUAAAGGUAAAAAAGCCCAAGCUCACACAGUCACACUCCUCAAAUUCCUCAACUCCAAAGCUGACAUUUUUCAUGUGUGGGCUGAUUGGGAGAGAGAGCUUUCACACAUUCCCAUACCUAAUUCACUCAUUACACGUUGAUUUUUGCCCUUUGAAUGGAAUCUUGAGGCGACCCACAUUGAAUUUGCCCGGAUUUUCCCAACCUACUGCCGUCGAUCUUGAUCGAGCUUUUCAUGUGUCGGUUCUCUUCUCGGAGCUGCUGACUGGGUUCGCGCGAUUGGUGGUGAUUGUUCGAGAUUUUUUAAUUUGGGGGUGGGUUCGGAAGAUGCGGCGGCGGGCGACCGAGUUUCGGCGCCCGGUAAGACGGAGAUUCUCAUGCUGGAUCUGGGCGCUUCUAUUCUUGUUCUCGGUUGCGGCUUUUGUUCUGUUUGCUGUUCAUCAUAACCAUCGAGAUGAGGAUCGUGUGGAACAGCCCGUUUUGGAGAUAAAUUCCAGAAACGACCGACUUACCCAUGAAAACCGUAAUUUCACCGAACAAAUACUAAACGCCAGAUCAUACGCCAGACAGCUAGCCGAACAAAUGACUCUCGCCAAAGCCUACGUCAUAAUCGCGAAAGAGCACAACAAUCUCCAUCUCGCUUGGGAGCUGAGCUCACGAAUAAGAAGUUGCCAGCUGUUGCUCUCCAAGGCCGCCAUGCGGGACGAGCCCAUAUCUCUGGAAGAAGCUGAGCCCAUAAUCAAAAGCCUAUCUUCCCUUAUUUUCAAGGCCCAAGAAGCCCAUUACGACAUUGCAACCACAAUCAUGACCAUGAAGUCCCACAUACAAGCCCUGGAAGAACGGGCAAACACGGCCACCAUUCAAGGUACGGUUUUCGGUCAAUUAGCUGCCGAGUCAAUCCCCAAGAAUCUCGAGUGUAUCAACAUUAAGCUAACGGCCGACUGGCUUCAGAACAAAUCACUACAGCUUCUUGCCGACGAGAGUAAAAAUUCUCCUCGGCUAGUGGACAAUAAUCUCUAUCAUUUCUGCAUAUUUUCCGAUAAUCCACUAGCUGUCUCGGUUGUCGUCAACUCGACCGUUUCUAACGCCGAGCACCCGAAACAGCUCGUUUUUCACGUCGUGACAAAUGGCGUCAAAUACGGAGCCAUGCAGGCUUGGUUUCUCACGAACGAUUUCAAAGGCGCCACUAUUGAAGUUCAAAACAUAGAAGAAUUCGCCUGGCUGAGCGCGUCCUAUUCUCCCGCAAUAAAACAGCUGCUCGACUCAGAUUCGAGAAAGUACUAUUUCGAGAGCUCGGAGGACAAUCCGAAAUUCCACAACCCGAAAUACAUCUCCCUUCUGAACCACCUCCGUUUUUACGUCCCCGAAAUUUACCCGCAGUUAGAGAAGGUAAUUUUUCUAGACGACGAUGUUGUGGUUCAGAAGGACUUGAUCCCGCUUUUCUCGCUCGACUUGCACGGGAAUGUGAACGGGGCAGUCGAGACUUGCCUCGAGGCUUUUCACCGUUACUACAAAUACCUCAACUUUUCGAAUCCGCUCAUAAGCACGAAAUUCGACCCUCAGGCUUGCGGGUGGGCUUUCGGCAUGAACGUGUUCGAUUUGAUUGCUUGGAGGAGACAAAACGUGACUUCGAGAUAUCACUUUUGGAUGGAGCAGAAUAAAGACAGAUCAAUUUGGGCGCUCGGGACACUUCCUCCGGGACUUCUGGCUUUUUACGGGCUGACUGAACCGCUUGACCGGAGAUGGCACGUUUUGGGGUUGGGUUAUGAUCUGAAUAUCGAUAACCGGUUGAUAGAGACAGCUGCUGUUGUUCACUAUAAUGGGAAUAUGAAGCCAUGGCUGAAGGUGAGUAUAGGCAGGUAUAGGGCUCUGUGGGAACAGUAUGUUAACCGUGGGCAUAGAUAUUUGCAGGAUUGUGUUACGAGCUGAUGUUAUGUUAUAUAGAUAUGAUGAUGGUGAUGCUUUUGUUGUGCUGGGGGAAUAAUUUUUAUCACAUUUUUUUUUCUUGCAUUUUGGUAUUGGGAAGAAAGAAAAACGAUUACAUUUUAGGGGUGUUAGCAUUAGAUUAGAACUUUUUCGCUAUUUUGUGAGGAAUAUUUUAGUGAAGGAAAAGUGAUGUAGUAUGCGCGAGAUUGGAUACAUCCAACACUUUUUUUUUUCACCAGUUAAAAACUACUAUAAAUCUCGUUUUUCUUCUUUUAUCUCCUCAAUA